UUGUAUAUCUGACGACCUCUAAAUUUUAAUUUGCUUGUGACCAUAUACGGGAAAGAAGCAGUAGAGAUGACGAAGGCUCUGUUUGUGAGGCCAAACGUGGCGGCGCUAUGUAUCCGGCGACUGAGCUGCUCCGUUCAGCCACGUCUACCUGCAAUGGUGAAAUGCUAUUCUAUUGCAGUCCGUUCCUACAGGCCGAUGAAGCAACUUUCCCACAUAGGGUUGAAGUUUGAGGCUUUCGCCGGUCAUCGGAGUUUCAGUAUUCGAGCAACUAGCGAUACUGGCAGUAGCUCAUUUGAUUCCCCUCUUAUGCAGUCUAUGGAGAAAAAGAUCAAGGAACAGUUGAAUGCGGACACAGUCGUAGUGAAAGAUGCUUAUGGUGAUGGUCGGCAUGUCAGCAUUGAUGUAAUCGCUACAGCUUUUGAGGGACAAUCAGCUGUGAAUAGGCAGAGGAUGGUCUACAAAGCCAUAUGGGAAGAACUUCAGAACACUGUGCAUGCAGUCGACCAGAUGACUACCAAAACACCGACCGAAGCAGCUGCAGGGGAGUGAUAGAGGCACAACCUAAGAGUACCAAAACACUACCCCAGUCAACUACUUUAUUUUCUAGUAGCAAAACUUUUCAAUUGACACAUACAGUUACUAUUUAAAAAAAAGAACAUUGAAUGAUGUCAACUUUGAAGUAGUAUUGCUUUUACAUUGUUAGUUAGAGACAGUGCAUUGAAUACUUGUCAUUUUGUUACAGCAGUUUGUUCAUUUUUAAAGUCUAGUUCUUCCAUGCUACUGGUCUAAGAACAAGAGUUGAAUGUGCCUGUCCAAUGGAAGAACAGUUUAACGGCUUAACGCCAUGGAUCUGAUGAAA
Messenger RNA from Solanum pennellii, 859 nucleotides. Its product is annotated as protein BOLA4, chloroplastic/mitochondrial. The coding region runs from base 67 to 549 and encodes 160 amino acids. Lineage: Eukaryota; Viridiplantae; Streptophyta; Magnoliopsida; Solanales; Solanaceae. The record is from RefSeq and is a predicted model, not a curated record. The transcript is spliced from 3 exons.